Molecule: messenger RNA, 312 nt
Organism: Ylistrum balloti
Lineage: Eukaryota; Metazoa; Mollusca; Bivalvia; Pectinida; Pectinidae
Exons: 3
Coding region: 1-312 (103 amino acids)
Cellular component (GO): nucleus
Source: RefSeq, a predicted model, not a curated record
AUGGCUGAAUCAAGUAAGAGAGUGAGGAGUGCUAACUGGACAGAAAGAGAGAAAAUUUUGUUGAUGGAGAGCGUGCGCGAGAGAGAGGAAGUGUUGUUCGGGAAGUUUACCGGGAGUGGCGGACAAAUGGGUUUGUCAAAUAAAGCGAAGGACAAAGGAUGGGAGGAUGUGGCUGCAGCUGUUAAUGCGUACAUUAAGAAACAAUAUGACAACAUUAAACAGAGAGCUAAAGGUAAAUUAGAUGAACUGAAAAGGCCUAAGACAGGUGGUGGGCCAGUCCCCAAGGAGCAAUCAGUUUAUGAAAAAAUAUAG